Messenger RNA from Megalobrama amblycephala (Wuchang bream), 1477 nucleotides. Its product is annotated as olfactomedin-like. The coding region runs from base 73 to 1422 and encodes 449 amino acids. The record is from RefSeq and is a predicted model, not a curated record. Gene Ontology annotation, biological process: signal transduction. The transcript has 5 exons. NCBI's taxonomy places the organism in Eukaryota, Metazoa, Chordata, Actinopteri, Cypriniformes, Xenocyprididae.
AAAUUUGCGUCAUCUUAGUGUUUGCGUGGUGGUUUAAAGCAGAUCUUUAGUCUUUCAGUCCAUUCGGUCAACAUGUUCGUCAACCUGCUCCUCCUCACAGUCAUCGCGACUGUUGAAGCUCAGAGAAUUCCAGGUCUACAGAAGACAGAUUCAUGUUUGUGCAAAAUAAACAGCUCUAUCUGGACCUUCCCUGCUGUACAGUUUGUGGAAGUCACAAAACAGGUCCAGACCUGUGAGAAGAAUCUGAAUGAAUUUGAGGAAAAGUUGAGGAACACAGAUGCAGAACUGCCGUUGAUGGGAGCCAAUCUUCAGAACAUCACAGCCCGUCUGAAAGCAUUUAAUUACCUUCACACAAGUGGACUGUACAACGCCCUUCACCUGCGACAGCUGAACCAGGAACUCGAGGAAAUCCAUCAAAUUGUCAAUGAAGCACACAUGGAGAACCCCAACAACGAGACACAUAACCUGCUAAGUGAGUUAAAUAAGGCAAAACAUGAUGUCCAGAGGAUGUACAAAGAUGAUUUCUUCAACCUGGAGACCAUGAAGAAGAGGUUACGUAACCUCAACAACCGAGCACAGGCUUGCAAGACCAUACCAAACAAUUUCAGAAGCACUUGUCAUCAGCGCAUCAUGACCAGAAUAAGUUCUCCAAGUGUCACCAAGCUCAAUUCCUUUAGCAAGUCCUAUAUUUCUGGUGCCUGGGGUCGUGAUGCCCUACUAACCAAUAAGGAACGUUAUUGGGAACACUGUUUGGUGAGUGGACACAAGCAUGGGAACACAAUCAGGAUUUACAACUCACAUGAAGACUUCAUGUCUAACAAGAACUACAAAGAUGAACCGAUAGCACCAUCCUACAGUGACAAAAAUGCCGUUCAGGGCUCUGGCACUAUACUGUAUGACAAUACCGUAUUUUACCAAUGCUACAGCACUGCUGAAAUCUGCAGCUUCAACAUUACAACAAAAGCAACCAAACGUAUGAAACUGGAUGGUGCCGGAAUCGACAACAAGUUCCCUUUCUGCUACUACAGCUGCCGUGACUGGACAGACAUCGACCUGGAGGCUGAUCAAGACGCCGUGUGGGUGAUAUAUGCCACUGAAGAGAACCACGGCAACAUUGUUGUGAGUCGCUUAGAUCCGCUGGAGCUCAAUAUCACACAUACCUGGAAGACACAUCUCUUUAAGAGGUCCGUCACCAGCACUUUUAUGGUGUGCGGGGUCCUGUACGCUACACGCUAUGUUAGUACUUACCAAGAAGAGGUGUUUUAUGCCUUUGAUACAACCACUGGCCAAGAGAUAAACACUCUUUCUUUGCCUUUUGAGAAGGUUUCUGCUGGAAUAGCCAAUCUCAACUACAAUCCUGUUGAUGGCAAACUCUACUUGUAUAAUGAUGCAUAUCUUUUAGCAUAUGAUACUUUCUUCUGAGGGCGUUUCAAAUGCAAUUACCCAAUAAAAAGUGUCUUGUGUUUCAAAUUCAAAA